Molecule: messenger RNA, 406 nt
Organism: Brassica napus (rape)
Lineage: Eukaryota; Viridiplantae; Streptophyta; Magnoliopsida; Brassicales; Brassicaceae
Product: isoleucine--tRNA ligase, cytoplasmic-like
Exons: 3
Coding region: 98-370 (90 amino acids)
Biological process (GO): isoleucyl-tRNA aminoacylation
Molecular function (GO): isoleucine-tRNA ligase activity; ATP binding
Source: RefSeq, a predicted model, not a curated record
CGGAAAUUCCUUGGGAUAUUCCGAGGAUUUCAUUUUCCGUCGGAAUGUCCGUCAGAAUACAGCUGUUUUCUUGUAGUGUGGUGAGGAAGUUGUUGUCAUGGAUUCUGUCGACAAGCUUGAAAAGCUCUCUGGUGUCAAGGUCUUUGAUCUACAUCGUCACCAUAUUGAUCAAAUUACAAUCCCAUCUAGCCGUGGGCCUGAGUUUGGUGUGCUCCGUCGUGUAGAAGACGUUUUUGAUUGUUGGUUUGAGAGUGGGUCAAUGCCUUAUGCGUACAUCCAUUAUCCUUUUGAAAACAAGGGGCUUUUCGAGAAGAACUCCCUGGUGAUUUUGUGGCUGAAGGGCUUGAUCAGACUCGUGGAUGGUAUGUGAACCUUGCAUAUGUAAAAUCAUCUCUUAACUAUCCUC